Messenger RNA from Solea senegalensis (Senegalese sole), 3174 nucleotides. It is a transcript of the gene ints4, whose product is annotated as integrator complex subunit 4. Gene Ontology annotation, biological process: snRNA processing. The record is from RefSeq and is a predicted model, not a curated record. Gene Ontology annotation, cellular component: integrator complex. The transcript has 24 exons. Bases 73 to 3006 code for a protein of 977 amino acids. NCBI's taxonomy places the organism in Eukaryota, Metazoa, Chordata, Actinopteri, Pleuronectiformes, Soleidae.
GGAAGUCGAAAGGGACAAAUCUUUCUAAUGUAGCUGUCGCAGAGAAGCUUUGCUAAUACUCUUCAUCUGAACAUGGCGGCUCAUCUGAAAAAGCGAGUUUACGAAGAGUUCUCCAAAGUUGUACAGAUCCAUCAAGAAGAAGCUCCAGCCAAGAAGCUGCGUCUGUCCAAACCCAGUAAAUCUGCAGCUUUGCACAUUGACCUUUGUAAGGCCACCAACUCCACGGAUGCCCUGCAGUACCUGCUGCAGUUUGCGCGCAAGCCUGUGGAGGUGGAAAGUGUGGAGGGUGUGGUCAGGAUCCUGUUGGAGCACUACUAUAAGGAGACGGAUAACUCUGUGAGACUGAAGAUCGCCUCUCUACUGGGUCUGCUCUCUAAAACACAGGGUUUCAGCCCCGACUGCAUCGUUGAUGACGCCAUUAACACACUCUGCAAUGAGAAGUCCCAUCAGGUCCUCGCGCAGCUGCUGGACACUUUGCUGGUCAUUGGUGCACAACUACCUGAUAGUGCUACAGUCAGACAGAGGCUUAUAGAUGUGGCCUGCAAGCACUUGUCCGAUACAUAUUUCGGGGUGAGGAACAAGUGUCUGCAGCUGCUUGGAUGUCUUGGCCUGGUAGACUCUACGCUGAACAAAGAGAGCGAUGGAGCGGGUGCAUCGAUAGUAAUGGUGAGAGACGUCCAGAGUAUCAUCAGUGACUACUUUGGAGACCAGGACCCCAGAGUCCGCACUGCAGCACUCAAAGCUAUGCUGCAGCUGCAUGAGAGAGGGAUGAAGAUUCAUCAGAUUAUUUAUGAACAGGCUUGCAGGCUGCUGUCAGAUGAUUACGAGCAGGUUCGCUCUGCAGCUGUGCAAAUGGUUUGGGUUCUGAGUCAGCUUUAUCCGGAAAGCAUUGUGCCCAUUCCAUCGUCCAAUGAAGAGAUCAGACUUGUUGAUGACGCUUUUGGGAAGAUCAGUCACAUGGUCAGUGAUGGCUCCUGGAUGGUUCGGGUACAGGCUGCCAAAACACUGGGUUCGAUGUUGCAGGUCAGUCCUCACUUUCUGGAGCAAACCUUGGAUAAAAAGCUGAUGUCAGAUCUCAGGAGGAAGCGAACAGCUCAUGAACGAGCCAAGGAGCUCUUUGCUUCUGGAGAGUUCUCCUCUGGCAGGAAGUGGGCUGAUGACGCCCCCAAAGAGAAACUGGACACAAACACUGUGAACCUCAUCGCUUCAGGGGCCUGUGGUGCUUUUGUUCACGGCCUUGAAGAUGAGAUGUUUGAGGUCCGUAUAGCAGCGGUGGAGGCGUUGUGCCAGCUGGCUCGGUCGUCUCCCAGCUUUGCUGAGAAAUGUCUGGACUUCCUGGUCGACAUGUUUAAUGAUGAGAUCGAAGAAGUGAGACUGCAGUCCAUCCAUGCUCUGAGAGAAAUCUCUAAGCAUAUCACACUCAGAGAGGACCAACUGGACACUGUGUUGGCUGUGUUAGAGGACUCGUCUCGUGACAUCAGAGAAGCUCUCCAUGAACUACUGUGUUUCACCAAUGUCUCCACUAAAGAGUGUAUCCAGCUCGCUCUGCUGGAGCUGCUGAAGAACCUCAACAAGUAUCCAACUGACCGCAACUCUGUCUGGAAGUGUUUAAAGUUUCUGGGUUCCCGCCACCCAACCCUGGUGUUGCCACUGGUUUCUGAACUCCUCAGCACACACCCUUAUUUUGACACACCAGAGCACGACAUGGACGACCCAGCCUAUAUUGCAGUGCUCGUGCUGGUGUUCAAUGCUGCUACGUCCUGUCCCACCAUGUCGGCGCUGUUCUCCGAUCACACCUUCAGACACUACGUGUACCUGAGGGACAGUCUGUCGCACCUUGUACCGCCCCUGAGAUUGCCAGGCAGGAAGCAGGUGUAUGGUCUGGACUCGGUGGACUCAGGCUGUGGUUCAGGUUCUGUGGAAUCAGCUCAGCUCUUCCUUCAACAGAGUCUGAAUAGGGUGAGCACCAUCCAAAAUCUGGAGGCACCUGGAGCUCAGGAACUGCUCAACUUCACCAUAAGAGACUUGCAGCGGCUUGGAGAACUGCAGACAGAACUGGCUGGAGCUGCUGAUUUCUGUGCUACAUACUUGCGCUGCCAGCUGCUGCUCAUGAAGGCUCUGCAGGAGAAGCUGUGGAAUAUGGCCGUCCCACUUUGCCUCAAGCAAAACGUCACAGCAGCAGCAGCAGCUCAAGAGAUCUUACAAGAAACAUACAAGCUGGAGUUUCUCUACAGUGGUCUGGAAAACAGACAGGUGGCCACGAUACAUCAUGUUCGACUCCAGGCCAAAGCCCUGCAGCUCGUCCUGACUGCCCGCACCAGGCAAGGGCUGGAUUCCCUCAUCAACAGCUGCGACAAGUUUUUACAGGAUAUUGAGUCUUUUCAAAGGUUAUUCCUGACGGAGCUUCCCCACCUUCAGGACAGUUUUGUGGAUAAGCUUUUGGAGCUGAUGCCCCGGCUGUCAUCCUGUAAACCAGCAGAGCUGGUGAAGAUUCUCCAGACGACGCUGAGACAGAGUGGACUGCUGCAGCUCAGACUUCCCGAACAGAUCCACCGGGCGACAGCCACCAUCAUAGAACCGACUGGGGAGUCUGACAAUCCGCUGAGGUUCACGUCCGGCCUGGUGGUGGCGCUGGACAUUGAUGCCACACUGGAGCAUGUCCAAGAUCCACAGAACAGUGUGAAAGUACAGGUUCUGUAUCCUGAUGGCCAGAGUCAUGUGAUCCAUCCCAAACCUGGAGACUUCAGAAAGCCUGGACCGCACAGACACAGACUCAUCACUCAGGUCUACCUCUCACAUGUCGCAUGGACAGAGCCGUCUCAGAUUGAAGUGCGCCUCCUGCUGGCCUACAGCUCCUCCUCUACCUCGCUCUCAUCCACAGCUUCCCAUCAGUGGUGGAGCGACAGCAUGGAUGGUGUCCCACAACCAGAAGCUGCUGUCGAGGGAACCAUUGAGUUGAGCAAACCAGUCAAAGUGUAUAUCAUGCCCAAACCUGCGAGACGCUAACAAAACCCAGAAGAGGAAAACUGGACAGUUGUGUCAUUAGGAAUCUUGAUUUGUUUUGAACUUUCGAAAGUCUUUCUUGUGACAACAAACAAAUGUGAUGAAUUUUAUUGUCUGUAUCAAACAAGCACACACACAUUUUCACCUAAUGAAAAAUUAUCUACAACAAAA